GAUGUACAAAGGCGGAUCUUCAGGAUUUUCACCUCAGCAUCUUGCUUACGCGUGUCUUGUGGGUUGUGCUAUAACUUGGCUGCGAAUGAACCAGGAUAGAGAGGCACCGUUGGAUGGUAAGGAUUCCAAGGAGAAACUUAACAAGAAGUUCAAGCCCACGCGAGGAGGGACUAUCAUAGGUCAGAUGUUAAGGUUGAGGCACACUGGAACAAUCUCAGAGUACCGUGAGCGUUUUGAAGAGCUGUCAGCGGAGGUACCACACAUUCCUAAUGAUGUACUUGAAGAGAUGUUUUUACAUGGGAUGAGGAGAUCCAUGAGAGAACGAGUGGUGCGAUACAGACCAGUCGGGAUGGAUGAGAUUGUGUACCUUGCUAAGAUGAUUGAAGAGCAAGAGAAUGAACGAAAUGGGUUCCAGUCACGAUCAUUUCAGAGAACACCAUCUCUGAGUUCAGACACCAAAAUUCAACCGCUCAGUCAGGUCAAACAAUGAGACAACACCCCGGGGAGGAAGCCUUCCGAAACUACAAGAGAUCUCAAGGGAACCAAGCAGAAGAAGACUGUUCAUAACCCUUGUCGACAUUGUGGGCAGAGGUUCUUCUCGGGUCAGGGUUGUAAGGUUUUCCAGAGAUACAAAUAUAUGGAAGUAGAAGAAGAGCAUGAAUCAGAAGACGAUGAGUCUGAAGAGGCAGACGAUACAGAGGAACAACCAACACAAGGGCUGAAGGUGUUAUCUUUGCUAUCAAUGGAGAUUCGUCCAUGGACUCACAUGAUGGAAGUACCUCAGCUUCAUGGGUUUCGUUCUGCUGCAAACCGUUUAUUGGAGGCAUAUAAUAUGCUUCUCAAGUUUAACCUAUCAAAAAGCUGCAUACGGAAACUGCAGCCGCCAUCGACUUCCCACUCUCGUCCUCUGUCCUCUCCUCGCAGUUGCCUCAGUCUGAAGAGAAGAAUCGCAGAUUCGCCGCCGCAACCACCGACAAGAGCACUCGUAUACAAUGGAUAAGAAGCCUUGCGACAAGAGAUACCAUUGUUAUCCCUGUACUUAUGGUAUGCCAAAUCUGAGAUGUGAAGAAGAAGAGUCAACAUAUCCAUCGCCUUUACACCUCACGUGUUCUCUUAAUAAGCUAUUAUCUUCAUUUUCUUACAACUCUGAAGUUUAUUCCACCGGCGAGCAGUUGGUCUCGACAUCAGCGAUCCCAAGUUCAUUGAAAAGCUUAAUGAGGCAAGUAUCAGUUUUCUUUUGAACUAUUUAUAUAUAUAUACCAUUGGGUUCCAUUGAUGAGUGAUAGCAUCUGACACUAACUGGUGUAUUUUGUGCUACUAUGUUCAAGAUUGGCUUUACAUGGACGUUGAGGACUCUAAUGCCGCCACAGAGUUUCAGGAACUUGCUUGCUAAAAAGGUCUCAAAGGAAGCAGAGAAAUUAAAAAGCUGGUUGGAGAAGAAUGAAGCUAAGUAGAAAAAGAGUGCUAUGUGGAGCAAGCAAGUGUUCACGUCAGAUGAAGUGUACGCCAAAGUAUUUACUCUGCAAGACAAGGAGUGCUAUGUGGAGCAAUCAAGUGUUCACGUCAGAUGAAGUGUACGCCAAGGUAUUUACUCUGCAAGACAAGGCUAUCUCAAAACCUGCUCGUAGAUUCUUUGUACACCAAAUAACAAUCACACGAGGCUUUUUCCCGGGCAAGGGAUUUGGAAACACCUUUAAGGGUUUAAGAGAAUGCGCAGAUCUGACGGUUGAGAGUAUGCCAACACGCUUACUUGAGAUCCAAGGGUUAAAAAACAUGCGAGGCAGCGCUUUACAGAUAUAUCUUUCAGCGUCGGGACGCCGCAUUAACAAGAAGAAGAAAGAAAACCCCUCUCUCACUCAAACGAUCUUAGCGAGUGAAAGUUUCCGAUCCGAUCCUCAUCGUGGAACCAUGGACGAGCCAUACUCCCGAUACGACUUGUCAGACCCCUUCUCAGAUCCAGACUUCAUGAAUGACUUGUUAAUCAACUUCAUCAGCCCAGACGCCACCUACUCCGAGUACCUAGCCAUCACGCGAGUGUUGUUCAACAUCGUAGGCUUCAUCGGUAUCCACCCAGUCUCCAAACCUCAUUACGGAAACUGGCUCACCCCAGUCGAGUCCAGGAAGAAUAUCAUUCUCUGGCACAGACCAGGCGGCGAUCCUAAUUAUGGAACUCUAGAUGAUGAAGCGAUCAUCCCAUUUGAUUCCAGGAACAAUACAUACUUCUUCUGGAACAUGGAUGACUACCCAGUCCCUGUGGAUACAGAUCUUGCAACUGUUCGUAAGAAUAUCAUAACGGCGCUUCGUUUGAUGGGCUUCGCGUGGAGUGUGGACAUCUGUGUGGAUUGUAAGCAACCCGAGAACGUCGAACAGGUGCUCCAGGGCAGAGGAAUUACUUACUUACCCAACUUCACAGGUGCUUACCGCAAAGUGAAAGCUGUGCCUACUCUGGAUAUGACUCUCUAUAUGCUUCUUUUGGCAGAAGAUACUGCACCAGAACAUGCAAAUGUAGCCGUGAUCGUCAAACCAGAUAGUGAUCCAAAUAGUGAUUUACGAAGGGUUCUGCACUGUUUGGCAUCGAGGGGUCACAAUGUUCUCCUUGUAAUGCCGCCACCUGAUGAAGAGUUUAACUUUAGUGAGUCGGCUCUAGUUAUUGAUGCACGAUUCUUAGGUGGAGGAGUGCCUAGGUUCAUUUAUCAAUAUCAGCCGCAACCUGAUGGUAGUGAUGAAGAGUAUGAUCUUUAUGAAGCGGAUGAUGUUGAUGAAGAGGAUGAUGUUGAUGAAGAGGAUGAUGUUCAUGAAGAGGAUGAUGUUAGCCAUGUCUCCAACAGUAAGAUGGUAGAUUUCUCCGAGCCUAUCAGACUCGUCAAAGGGAGUAGGACAGUCAUCUUCUGGGACGCCAUGGAUUGCCCAUUCCCUCUUUCUCUCUCUCCUGAUCAGAUCUUCGAGAAAAUCAGAUCAGCUCUUGUGGGAAGAGGUUACAGUGAUAAUAUUACAGUCUGGGCUUAUGUCGAUGAGUACAGGAAAUGGUCUUGGAGAGACAAGUAUCUGGGUGACAAGACGUGGGAUUCAAGCAUCUACUUUCUUCCCGGAGGGGAUAAGGACUCCAGACGUAUCAGAAUGUUAAAUGACAUUCAUCUAUUGUCAAGGGACGCUCCUCUGAAGAAUCAUGGAGGAAGUUUGAUCCUAGUCUCUGAUCAUUUCUUCCAUGAUCCCUACUACAUGGAGAUGUUUAAACACAACAUGGAGUCCAAAAGAUACGCUUGUGUUUUGAUCAGCAACAUGUCAGAUAAUCUCAGUGAAUGGCCAGGGGCUAUAGAUAGAGCACUCCAUUUUGGAGUUGAAAGAAGAGUAUUAAAGCUGACUUCCAUGUUGCAAGUUCCCGGAGGUUGAACCCGGAAGUUGCAAGUUCCACGUUCUACUUCUGAAGGUACCAGUCCACUCCACUCCACUCUACCACGGCUCUUAUUUUUACGUUUUUUGCUUAUGAGAUCGUACCAACCAAACUUUAAACGCCCUGUAGACUCUUCGCUGGGUCGAUUUUUCCACGUUACUUUGAUGGGUGUUGGUUGUGAGGAUAUUUUGUCUAUGCUUUAAUCAAAUUGGUGGAAUUUUAAGACA
Molecule: messenger RNA, 3618 nt
Organism: Brassica napus (rape)
Lineage: Eukaryota; Viridiplantae; Streptophyta; Magnoliopsida; Brassicales; Brassicaceae
Exons: 13
Coding region: 1441-3390 (649 amino acids)
Biological process (GO): regulation of gene expression
Cellular component (GO): peroxisome
Source: RefSeq, a predicted model, not a curated record